CAAAGGAGAGAGAGAGAGAGAAAGUGGUUUCACACCGACACAGAUUUAGCGGAAGAAGGGUUGCGGAAAGACGAACCUGUAUUUUAACUCUCCGGGAAUAAAUUAAACGAGGCGGGAUUAAAAAAAAAACUAAGGUGUGUCUCAUGUGCAACACGAGAGGGGGGCGACUUUUUUAAAUUUUUAAAUCGCAGUCGAUAAGUCGAGGCGUGAACCCGAAAGGAUUCUGCAUGUAUUUUCUCUGGGUGUUGUGCGGAAGAGUGCUGUAGAUGCAGCCGUCGUGUUGCUCUGUUGUUCACGCAUGAUGGGAAAUGCUGCCACAGAGCCGUGCGUGGUGAAUUGUCAGUGUUGGUGAGGCUUCGCCGGGGCAGCGGCGGUGCGUGCGGUAGACCCCAUCCAUCCAUCCAUCCAACCAACCAGCAAACAGCCAAAACAACACCAAGGGAAUAUGAUGCACCAUAAAAUUGGGAAAUAUAAACUUUGUGCGCGGGGCUCAGCGUCUUCUCAGCGGCUGGGACAUUGAAAGCAUGGACAGCUACAACAAGAACAGCGAGGAGAUACAACACGAAUGUUAAGGAGUGAAGAACAUGCCCGGUGUUUUGAUUGUGUGAAUAUUCUGCUGGACAUUACGCACACCCUCAGGGAAUUACGCACACCCAGAGGAACCUGUAGCCGGGACGCCUGUCUGUGUUGUGAUGCGUCUCUCUUUCCUUGCUAGUCUCAGUUUUGAUUUCUACAGCAGCACCGCGCUAUCCUACCAUGACUCGCUUCGAGGACGAGCCUUCCAGCCGGUAUGGGGGGGGUUGUCCCCCGGGGCUCGGCCGCGGAGGGGGUCGCCAGCCGGGCCCUCCGCCACCAGGGCCGCGGGUGUACAAGCAGUCCAUGGCACAGAGAGCCCGGACCAUGGCUAUAUACAACCCAAUCCCGGUGAAACAGAGCUUCCUCACCGUAAACCGCUCCCUUUUCAUCUUCAGUGAGGAUAAUUUCAUCCGAAAAUACGCCAAAAAGAUUACCGAGUGGCCUCCGUUUGAGUACAUGAUCCUGGCCACCAUCAUCGCUAACUGCAUCGUUCUGGCCCUGGAGCAGCACCUGCCUGCCUGUGACAAGACGCCCAUGUCAGAACGCCUGGAUGACACAGAGCCCUACUUUAUUGGAAUAUUUUGCUUCGAGGCGGGCAUCAAGAUCAUUGCUCUGGGCUUUGCCUUCCACAAAGGAUCCUACCUGAGGAACGGCUGGAACGUCAUGGACUUUGUGGUGGUGCUAACCGGGAUGCUGGCCACGGUUGGGGCCGACUUUGACCUUCGCACCCUGAGGGCCGUGAGGGUCCUACGGCCCCUGAAGCUGGUCUCUGGCAUCCCCAGUCUUCAGGUUGUCCUGAAGUCCAUCAUGAAGGCCAUGGUUCCUCUGCUCCAGAUCGGCAUGCUCCUCUUCUUUGCCAUCCUCAUGUUCGCCAUCAUCGGCCUGGACUUCUACAUGGGGAAGUUCCACCACACCUGUUUCCACAAAGACACUGGUGAACUGGCGGCAGACUUCCCAUGCGGCAUGGAGCCGCCGGCCCGGACGUGCCCCAACGGCACGGUGUGCCGGGAGUACUGGAUCGGACCCAACUACGGCAUCACCAACUUUGACAACAUCUUGUUUGCGGUGCUCACCGUGUUCCAGUGCAUCACCAUGGAGGGCUGGGUGGACAUCCUCUACAACGCCAACGAUGCCUCUGGGAACACGUGGAACUGGCUCUACUUCAUUCCACUGAUCAUCAUCGGGUCGUUCUUCAUGCUGAACCUGGUGCUGGGGGUCCUGUCUGGGGAGUUUGCCAAGGAGAGGGAGCGAGUGGAGAAGAGACAGGAGUUCCUAAAGCUGAGGAGACAGCAGCAGAUAGAGAGAGAGCUCACUGGCUACCUGGAGUGGAUCUGUAGAGCAGAGGAGGUGAUGCUGGCAGAAGAGGACAAGAACGCGGAGGAGAAGUCUCCGCUGGACGGGGCGUGGUACAAGAGGAAGCACAACAACUCAGUGCUGAAGAGAGGAAAGAAGAGUAAGAAUGAGCUGAUCAACGCAGAGGAAGGGGAAGACCACUUCACUGACAUAUCUUCUGUUGCCCCCCCAGGGUCUCCGUUCGCGCGGGCCAGCCUGAAGAGCGCCAAGAUGGAGUCGUCGUCGUACUUCCGUCGGAAAGAGAAGCGUCUGCGCUUCACCAUCCGCAGGCUGGUCAAGGCCCAGAGCUUCUACUGGACCGUGCUGUGUCUGGUGGGCCUCAACACGCUGUGCGUGGCCAUCGUCCACUACGAGCAGCCCUACUGGCUCACCUACGCCCUGUACUUAGCAGAGUUUGUCUUCUUGGGGCUGUUCCUGACCGAGAUGUCCAUGAAGAUGUACGGCCUUGGCCCCCGCAGCUACUUCCACUCCUCCUUCAACUGCUUCGACUUCGGGGUGAUCAUCGGCAGUAUCUUCGAGGUCAUCUGGGCGGCCAUCAAACCUGGUGCAUCGUUUGGCAUCAGUGUCCUGAGGGCACUGAGACUGCUUCGCAUAUUUAAGGUCACCAAGUACUGGAACUCUCUGAGGAACCUUGUGGUGUCCCUGUUGAACUCGAUGAAGUCCAUCAUCAGUCUGCUCUUCCUUCUCUUCCUCUUCAUCGUGGUCUUCGCGCUCUUGGGAAUGCAGCUGUUUGGAGGACAGUUUAAUUUUGAUGACGAAACACCGACCACGAAUUUCGACACCUUCCCGGCGGCAAUCCUAACCGUGUUUCAGAUCCUGACGGGUGAGGACUGGAAUGCAGUGAUGUAUCAUGGGAUCAAGUCCCACGGGGGCGUCCACAGAGGGAUGUUCUCCUCCAUCUAUUUCAUCAUUCUCACCCUUUUCGGAAACUAUACUCUCCUCAACGUCUUCCUCGCAAUCGCUGUCGAUAACCUUGCAAACGCCCAGGAGCUAACCAAGGAUGAGGAGGAGCAGGAGGAGGCGAUCAGUAAGAAGCUGCUCCUGCAGAAAGCCAAGGAGGUGCAGGAGGUCAGCCCGAUGUCUGCCGCCAACAUCUCCAUCACGGCGAGUUAUGUGUGCACCCCUGCCCAUCACUACCUGAGUAAGGAGCAGCAGAAGUCCCUGCGGCUGAAGUCGGUGUGGGACAAGCGGGUGGAGGAGCUGCGGCGACACAACCGGGCCAGCUGCGAGGCGCUGUACAACGAGCUGGAGCCGGAGGACCGCCUGCGCAUCUCCGCCGCGCUCAACCUGCAGCCCAACACGAAGACCCACCUGGACCGCCCCCUGGUGGUGGAGGCCGGCGGCGACGGGGACGACGCCGCCACGCCCGCCGCAGGUCAUUCCGGUAACGGCAACGGCGGCAACGGCGGCAACGGCGGCAACGGCGGCAACGGCGCCCAGCACCAGCACCACCAACGCCACCAUCACCACCACCACCCCAAACCCGGCGAAGCCCCCAUCCACACCAACGGGGAGCAGACCACCGACGGCUCUGCCCCCGACGCCCCGAGGACGACGGCGGCGGCGAGCCAGCCGGGCCGGCGCCACCACCGCCACCGGGAGCGGGACAGGGAGCAGCCCAACGAGAACGGGGAUGUGUCCAGGGAGGGGGGCUACCACGUGCACCACAGCCGCGCCAAAGAGCACAACGGGUGCCGGGGGAAGGAGGGCAAGAGCGACAGCAGGUCCCGGAGCAGAGAGGGGGGCUGGCGGCGACACCACCUCCCCCAGCAGCAGAGCUCAGUGGACGAAGGAGGGGGUGGAGGAGACGUCCUGGAGGGCGAGAGGGAGAACAGCCACCACCACCACCACCACCACUCCCACGGGACGCCCCGGGAGGUGAACGGCACGCUGCUCAGCACCGGUGUUGGCGAGGGAGGGGGCGGAGGAGGAAGGGAUGAACGGCGGUCGCACCACAAGGAGGGCCGAGGUUACUCCAAACGGGACGGGGAAAGGGUUUCUCGGGGCGAGUGCAGGACCAACGGGGAGAGGAGGAGACGGCGUGGGCACGGGGUCAAAGGUCACACCGGCGCCUCAGAGGGUGAGGAGGCGGCAGAGCACGACCAGACCAACGGGAACAGGGUUUCCAGGGUUCUGGAUCUCAUUCUGUGUGUUUACCUCCAGAGGACCAAAGGGAAAGACAUCAGCACCAUCAAGUCCCUCCGAGUUCUCAGAGUCCUUCGCCCUCUGAAGACCAUCAAGCGCCUCCCAAACUCAAGGUAUGUUUUGUGUGCGGUGUGUGUGUGUGUGUGUGUGUGUGUGUGUGUGUGUGUGUGUGUGUGUGUGUGUGUGUGUGUGUGUGUGUGUGUGUGUGUGUGUGUGUGUGUGUGUGUGUGUGUCCACCAGGCGGUGUUUGACUGCGUGGUGAACUCUCUGAAGAACGUGCUGAACAUCCUCAUCGUCUACAUCCUCUUCAUGUUCAUCUUCGCCGUCAUUGCCGUGCAGCUGUAAGGCAAGUUCUUCUACUGCACCGACGAGUCCAAGGGCCUGGAGAAGGACUGCAGAGGUCAGUUCCUGGACUACGAUAAGGACGAGGUGGCCUCCAUGCCGAGGGAGUGGAAGAAGUACGAGUUCCACUACGACAACGUGCUGUGGGCCUUCCUCACCCUCUUCACCGUGUCCACCGGAGAGGGCUGGCCAACGGUCCUGAAGCACUCUGUGGACGCCACGUUUGAGGACCAGGGUCCGAGCCCGGGCUACCGGAUAGAGAUCUCCAUCUUUUACGUGGUGUACUUUGUCGUCUUCCCCUUCUUCUUCGUCAACAUCUUCGUGGCCCUCAUCAUCAUCACCUUUCAGGAGCAGGGAGACAAGGCGAUGUCUGAGUGCAGCCUGGAGAAGAAUGAGAGGGCCUGCAUCGACUUUGCCAUCAACGCCAAGCCGCUGACGCGCUACAUGCCCCAGAACACGCACUCCUUCCAGUACCGCAUGUGGAAGUUUGUGGUGUCGCCGCCGUUCGAGUACUCCAUCAUGAUCAUGAUCGCCCUGAACACCGUGGUGCUCAUGAUGAAGUUCCAUGGAGCUCCUCCGUUCUACGAGGCCAUGCUGAAGAACCUCAACAUCGUCUUCACCGCCCUCUUCUCAAUGGAAUGUAUCCUCAAAAUCAUCGCCUUCGGCCCAUUGAACUACCUGAAGGACGCCUGGAACAUUUUCGACUUUGUGACGGUCCUUGGCAGCAUCACAGACAUCCUGGUCACAGAAAUCAACGAUCGGCUGUUGAACCUGAGCUUCCUGCGGUUGUUCCGGGCGGCUCGGCUCAUCAAGCUGCUGAGACAGGGUUACACCAUCAGGAUCCUGCUGUGGACCUUUGUCCAGUCCUUCAAGGCGCUGCCCUACGUAUGUCUGCUGAUCGCCAUGCUCUUCUUCAUCUACGCCAUCAUCGGCAUGCAGGUGUUCGGGAACAUUGAUCUCAACGAGGACACGGCCAUAAAUCACCACAAUAACUUCCGCACCUUCCUGCAAGCCCUCAUGCUGCUGUUCAGGAGCGCCACGGGAGAGGCCUGGCAUGAGAUCAUGCUGUCGUGUCUGAGUCGGCGGGCGUGUGACCCGGGGUCAGGGAACAUAGCCAAGGAGUGUGGCAGCGACUUCGCCUACUUCUACUUUGUCUCCUUCAUCUUCCUCUGCUCCUUCCUGAUGCUGAACCUGUUUGUGGCGGUCAUCAUGGACAACUUUGAGUACCUGACCAGAGACUCGUCCAUCCUGGGACCGCAUCACCUGGACGAGUUUAUCAGGGUUUGGGCCGAGUACGACCCCGCUGCCUGUGGGCGUAUCAAGUACCUUGAUAUGUAUCAGAUGCUGCUCCACAUGUCCCCGCCCUUAGGUUUGGGAAAGAAAUGCCCGCCAAGAGUCGCGUACAAGCGCCUGGUGAAGAUGAACAUGCCCAUCGCUGACGACAACACAGUGCACUUCACCUCCACGCUGAUGGCGCUGAUCCGCACCGCCUUGGAGAUCAAGCUUUCCUCAGGCAUGGUGGCCCAGCGUAUGAGUGAUGCGGAGCUGAAGAAGGAGCUCUCCACCGUUUGGUCCAGCCUGUCCCAUAAGACAAUGGAUCUGCUGGUCACUCCUCACAAACCCAAUGAGCUGACAGUUGGGAAGGUGUACGCAGCUCUGAUGAUCUUUGACUACUACAAGCAGAACCGAGCGCGUCGGCAACAGCAGCUACUGCAGAAUACCCCUGGCUCGAGCAAGGUGGGGUCUCUGUUCAAGCCCCUGCUGCCUCUGACUCACCUGCAGGAGAAGAACCUUCCCAUGAUGCUCGACAGCGUGGAUCCCCCAAGCAUGCUCCUUCAGACCCAGGCACGGGGCUCCGCUCCCCCCUCCACCUCCAGGCCAAACGCCCUGGGGGUCAGACCCGGCCCGGGGGUCAGACCCGGCCCGGGGGUCAGACCCGGCCCGGGGGUCAGACCCGGCCCGGGGGUCAGACCCGGCCCGGGGGUCAGCACCCUCACCAACGGGGGAGCUUUGCCAGGUCAAGAGGUCAACGCCCAGGAGUCUUCCUCCUGGUUGCCAGAGAGGACGAAGGACGCUCCCCGGGGGAGGGGUAAACGCAAGCUCUCCAAGGGCCAAUCAGACGACACGCCGGACGCCGCCCCUCAGGAGUCGGUGGAGCUGAUGAAGAUAGAUUCUAGUGCCAUCAGUAAAGGGGCAGUGCCGUGCUUAGGGGAUCUGGGCCCGGUGGCCCUGGGGCCCGGGGCCCCCGCCGGCCAGGGGACACCUGGCUCCGGGCUGCAGAGCCAGGGCAGAGCCGUGUCCAUGCCCCGACUCAAUACUGAACUACAGCGGAUGAAUUUGCACCCAGGGACCCUGGCUCCCGUUCCUGACAACAGCCCGAUGAGACGCUCCGUCUCCACAGUUGCGCCACAGCGCCUCCCAGAGGUCAAUCUGCGGGAGUUCACCCUGGAGAAGCCCAGCCAGGAGCGGAGCCACCACCACCACCACCAUCACCACCGCUGCCACCACCGCCGGGAGAGGGACCGGGAGCGGGGAGAGAAGAAGCAGAGGUCCCUGGACAGAUCGCUGGGCGGACAACACGCCACUAACAGUACUACAGGUACCCCAGGGGAGCCACCGAUGGACCCGGCCCAGGCCAGCUCCUCCUCCUCCAGGGACAAGGCCCACGAGCGCGGCCGCUCCCACGACCGGAAGCACCGCCACGCCCCCGGGGAGAAGCAGCGCUACUACUCCUGUGACCGUUACUGCAGCCGCGACCACUGCCACGCCAAGUCUGCCAACGCCAGCUGCGCCACGUCGCCCAGCGAGAUGCACGACGCCGGCUUCAGCAAGCAGGGCAGCGGUUGGGUUAGGGGCAGUCUGGCCACCCUCAGCUCCACCUCCAGCACGCCCAGCCGCGGCCGGCGGCAGCUGCCCCAGACCCCCCCCAUUCCCCGGCCCAGCGUGGCCUACAAGACAGCCAACUCGUCCCCGGUGCAGCCCGCGUCCGAGCCCCACUCGGUCAGCCCGGGCCGGCUGAGCCGAGGCCUCUCGGAGCAUCGCGCCCUGCGCCACAGCGUCUCCUCCUACCGCCACGUCCCCUGUCCAGUCACACGCAUCAGCUCGGAGCCCUUCCUGGGCCAGGGAUACGGCUACGAGCCCCUGCUGGGCCCGGGCCAGGGCGGCUACUGCCACGGCUACCCGCGCAACGCAAGUCCCUGCAGUAGCCCCCAGGACGGGUCCUCGCUGUCCCCCGGCUCCCGGCCCCCGGGGCCCUCCACUGGGGCCGGACCACCUGAUUACGCCGGGCCCUCGUCAUCCCCGCGGUACAGUCGAAGGGGCCCCAACGGAUACCACUUUAGCUUCCCCAGCAGUGGGGGGCCCCGGGCCCCCAGGUAUUACCAGGAGGUGGAGGAGGACGAGUGGUGCUAGCAUGGCUAUAACUAAACAACCCACGCUGGUGGUGUUUUCGGUUUGGUUUCUUUUUUAUUAAUAACAUAUUUAUUUGAGGAAUUGUGAUGAGUUUUAUCAUCCUUCUUUGGAGGCUUUGGUUUACAUGGUUGUGUAUGCGUGUGUGCGUGCGUGCUUGCGUGUGUGUGUCCGUGCGUGUGUGCGUUUCAGUAAGAUUUCUUUGUGUGCGUGCAUGUAUCUCGUGCUUGACCUCUACCCUAGAUGAAGGAGAGAAAAAGACGAUGUGUUUUUGUCGGAGAGGUCAUAUUUAAAAGUGUAAAAAAAAGUAUACGGGACCCAUUUGAUAGAAAAGUGAGAAAAAAGUUUGGGAAGACCAAUAAAGUUUACUUGUUUUGGUUCUGGGACUCAACCAUCCAAUAACACUGCCUGUUCCUUAGAAACAUUCCCUGAGCGGACAGACAUGUCUUCACUUUGAUGUCUUCACGUUGAUUCCUCUCCUGCCAUUCUGUUCUACUGUUUCCCUCAUUGACUGGAAGCAAAGCAUGGCAGAAAAGAGUGAUGGGAGAUUGCUUGAUUCACUUAUUGUUUUUUUUUAUUAUAGAAUGUGUACCUGUAGUUCUGUUGUUAUCUUUUUUUGAUAAUGUGAAUAUUUUUUUGUAUGACUGAAAAAAAACGACCAGAGGAAAAUGUGUUUAAAAAAAAGCAUUUGUUGUUUUGUUUCAGGUCAGCCGUUUUUGUUACGUAGUGGUUUGCAAUGUUUCCGGAACAAAGUGCCUCUCCUUUUAGAUAAUACUGUAGACACAAAAGAUGCAACAUCCAUUGAUUUCUAUGGCGGCAGAUCCUGAGCAGCCGAUUGGUUCCCGAUGUAGCGCUCCAAGGAGAACCAGUCGUACAGGGCGCCUUAAAGCUCACGCCUCACCACGCCGUUUACGUUUCUAACGCGAGCAACUGAGCACCUCAUGCUUGUUCUCAUUCUUCUCUUUAUGUUUUGUCCUUUCCAGGAGUGUGACUGUCACUCAAAAUGUAUGAGGGUGGGUUGUACGCCAAUGGACUAAACACAAGAACACUACCACUUGAGAUAAUGUCAGUAACGAGCGUGCAUGUUUGUGUAGAAGGUAGCGCUCGUCUCAUUUGUGUGCUUGUUUUCCUCUGUUGCCUUUCCUCUUCCUGGUGCGACUGCAGCCGCACAUUAGGAAAGCAGCAUGCAGGAGUUUAGGGAUGCAAGACCCAAAAUGGCUGACACGGAUCUACUCCGGCUCUCAUUGGCUGUCUUAGUAAGAGACAGGUCAGGGGGGUGUAUGUUUGAGGGUGUGUGUGUUUGAUUGUGUGUGUGAGGGGCUAAUGGGGGAGUGCAGAGAGAGAGAGAGAGAGAGAGAGAGAGAGAGAGAGAGAGAGAGAGAGCACAUGUGGGUUUAACUGUCUAUAUUCUGACCUGUUCAUCUUUAGCUUCCAUUCUCAACAGAGUAAUGUACCAAACACUGUCCCAACUUCAACAUGCAACCUUUACCAUUUGCACAGUGGGUGGACAACAACGUCCAUAGCCUACCGGCGCCACGGCGUACGGAUAUCUAUACAGAUACACUGGCUUCCGGAGCACACACAGCGCAACAUGCAACUUCAGACAAGGCUUUGUUUCCACUGAGACAGACAGAGAGGUAGGCCUGUCGAGGUUAGUCCCCUCCCCUUUUUGAGGGGAGAGAGGGGGAGAGAGAGAGAGAGAGAGAGAGAGAGAGAGAGAGAGAGAGAGAGAGAGGCCUGUUUUGAGGUGAUCACAGUCGGUCAGAGGUUGAGUUGACCGGCGAGUGACUCUACACCCAGGGAGUUCAGUGUAGGAGAGCAGGGCUAUGCAACACGGGUGAUGGUCGAGAGAGAGAACAGAGACUUUAUCUGUCCAUUCUGUAGCUUUACAUGCUGGUCUUCACAGAAUCAGACAUCAGCAUGAACGUGACCAAAUGUUUUCUAUAUAUAUCUAUACACAAAAGUUACGAAAACGCAUACAAAAAGACUACCAAUGAUUACCACGCAUAAGGUGAGACACACAACGUGUAAAGCAGAAAGAAAAACAAUACUUAGGAAUACAGCAACUUUAUAUAUCUGCAUGCAUUACAUUUACCCAAGUAUCCCACGUUGACCAAAUCUGCCGCCGGCAUCAGUGAUUCCAGAUGGAUGUCAGUGUGUCUGUCCCUUUUCGGACUGGGGCCUCGGACACGCGGUAAAAACAUGGUAACUGCCGACGUGAACACGACUCGUCUUGAUUUACGUUUACAUCACAUUCCAUAUAUUCCACCGGGGCCCCAAUUUACAGGCAGGCAUAUAAUUCUUUUUUGAAAACGAUUUGUCAUCCAAAUAGAAAUUACAUUUAAAGCGUUGACAUGCCUUUGUCAACUAUUGGCGGUUCACUAACUAACUGAUUUUGUAUCUCUGCAACACGGACAAUGUAGGAUUUAUUUUGUCUGCUAUUUUUUUUUCCGUGCAUGUUCUGACAAUGUAUGUGCAUGUAAAAGCCUUGGUACUUUUUGAUACUAUGUAUUAUUUUUUUGAUUUUUAAUAUUUGAUAUAAAUAAUGCGGGAUUGUUGAACAUUUCUAAUAAAAAAAAAGGUAGGCUAAAUUAACACAGUAUUGAACAAUGAACAUUGUUGAUAGUUCCGCCUGUGUCCCAGAGCUGGAAGAAAUUUACGUCUUCGGAUACACUGACUUGUUGCCUGAUUUUAUGUUUCUCAGCCAGAUUUUGAAUUCUGCAGUUGUUUCUACAUUUAACAUUUUGUAAGAAGCAAAGGUCCUUGAAAUAAAAAAAAGAAUAAAAUCAAA
Gadus macrocephalus (Pacific cod) is the source of this 10615-nucleotide messenger RNA. It is a transcript of the gene cacna1ba, whose product is annotated as calcium channel, voltage-dependent, N type, alpha 1B subunit, a. The record is from RefSeq and is a predicted model, not a curated record. NCBI's taxonomy places the organism in Eukaryota, Metazoa, Chordata, Actinopteri, Gadiformes, Gadidae. Gene Ontology annotation, molecular function: high voltage-gated calcium channel activity. Gene Ontology annotation, cellular component: membrane; voltage-gated calcium channel complex; neuronal cell body. Gene Ontology annotation, biological process: chemical synaptic transmission; calcium ion import across plasma membrane.